AUGUCGUUUCAGGUUACUUCAGUUUCAGACAAUUCAUUAAUGAAGGAACAGAAUGCAGUGGCAUAUCCUGUUACUACACUCCAACAAGCAUGGUCGCUGUUUGAGGAAGGAGUGAUUCAUAUGUAUGGCAACUGGACUGCAUUGACGCUUGCAUACCAAAAUGCAAGCAAUCCACAAAUACUAUCAGCUGCUCAACCUCACCUUGAUCUUGUUGCUCAUACUAUCGAUUACUUUCGCACUAUGGGAAACAAGUCCAGUCCAACAUCACCAGCAGCAGUUGCAGCGAUUGCAGAAACACUUGCUGCAAAUUUAAUGUCGUAUUUCGAGGACAUGUUUGAAGUCGAAGUGGAAGAUGGAUCCCCAUAUCAGAUUGCAAAAAUCAUUGCACUCAUGUAUCAGGAGAUAUUUGUUGGUCGGAAUGCAGCGAGUGUAGUCAAGUUGCGUGAGAGCAGUCAUGCUAUUGCACAAUCUCGCCAGAUGGGUGCAUGGACAGUCACAUCAAAAACAGUUCAGGAUUAUCAAUCUGAUGAUAGCGACAGCGAUUCAGAUACGGAGAUGGAGAAUCAAACAGUGAUUGAAUCUGCUGCAAAGGAACCACAUAUGCCAAUUAUCGAUGAAGAUGGAUUUGAAACUGUCGUUCGCAAAAAAGGAGGUCGUCGGUGA
Messenger RNA from Batrachochytrium dendrobatidis JAM81, 663 nucleotides. RefSeq lists its product as uncharacterized. The record is from RefSeq and is a predicted model, not a curated record. Lineage: Eukaryota; Fungi; Chytridiomycota; Chytridiomycetes; Rhizophydiales. Gene Ontology annotation, cellular component: nucleus. The transcript has a single exon. Bases 1 to 663 code for a protein of 220 amino acids. Gene Ontology annotation, biological process: maturation of SSU-rRNA from tricistronic rRNA transcript (SSU-rRNA, 5.8S rRNA, LSU-rRNA).